AUACUGUGUUAGGCUUCAGAAGUCCCAUUUUUGGGUGACAAAAUAAUACACUGGGUGUCAAGUCUAUUCCUAUACCUCGUCUGUGGUAUAAUGUUUGUGUUAAUAACUUAUUAAUAAUAAGCGGUUCGAAACAAGUAUUUGUUAUCGAAAUUAUACUUGAAAAAAAAAAUAGAAAACAUGAAUUUAUUACCAAAAGCGCAUGAAGAAUUCAGUCAAGUCGAGUAUUGGAAUACAUUUUUCAAGAAACGUGGUAAAAAGAGCUUUGAAUGGUAUGGAGAAUAUCCAGAAUUAUGCAGUAUAAUCUUGAAGUUCAUAAAAGUGAAAGAUAAUAUUUUAAUUGUUGGUUGCGGUAAUUCAACGCUUAGUAUGUGCUUGUACGAUGCUGGGUACAGGAACAUUACUAAUAUCGAUAUAUCGCAUAUUGUUAUCAAGCAAAUGCACGACAUUAAUGCGUCGGUGAGACCAAAUUUAAUUUAUGAACAAAUGGAUGCUACACAAAUGACUUAUCCAGAUGACACGUUCAGUGUUAUUUUGGACAAAGGUACUUUAGACGCCCUUAUGCCAGAUACUAAGGAAGGUACGAUAUCCACAAUUACAAAAUAUUUUAAAGAAAUCACAAGAGUUCUACGUAAUGGCGGCAGAUAUAUUUGUAUUUCUUUAUUACAAGAGCACAUUUUAACAGAACUUUUGUCUUAUUUUCCUACUGCUGGAUUUAUGUUUCGUAUAAUACGUUGCUAUGAGGCAGAAGCAAAAGCACGGAUAGAAGAAGGUAGUUCGAUUGCAGUUUUUGCAGUUGUUGCCACAAAAUUUAUAAAUUUACCACAUCCUGUUCUAGAAAUAGCACUGGUUGACGGUCCUCCAAAACGAUUGUCGACAUCGAACGAUAUGAUAUCUGCUGUACUUUCAACACAAAAGUCAGCUUUAAUAUGUAACAAUCUUCGCAAACGAAGUAUUGCCGAUAUUGGAGAGAUAUCAUUGGAUUUACAUCGUCCUGACGACGAACAUCCGCGGUAUACAGUUUAUGUGUUGGACAAGCCUAAAUUGCAUGGUAUAAAUACAUAUGCAGCAUUUAUGGUGCCACAGGGAAAGGAAACAGAUUGGUUAUUUAGCUCAAAAGAAGGAAGACAACAAGUUCUUAAAAGCGCGCAACACGAUAGGCUCGCAAUUGUUACUCUACGCAGAGAACAUAAAUUUGAGAGUUGGGAUGCUGUCAAAUCGGAGCUGGAGGACUGCAUUUUAAAUUUGGCGCCGGAAGGUUUAUCUAGUAGAAACGAUAUUCCACUUUUAUCACUAGGAUCCGAUGUGGGGCAAAGAAUUAUAUGUUACGAAGGGAAAAGUGAGCUGAGUGGUUCGUUUGUUGUUGAAGACAUUGAAAGGGAUGGUUGCGAGUUCAGAAGACUGGUUUUUCUAAAUACUCCUUACGUUAUCCAAAGCGAAGCUCGACUCAAGCAGGUUAAAUCUAGGCGUGAUAAAAUGAAAAAAGUUAUCGAUCCUGGUUUCCUAGCUGGUGAUCAUCACUUACACAUGAGUAUAGGUGUCACUGCUGUAAUAAAUCCCAAAGAAUGCGAUGACAUUAUGAUCAUAGGAUUAGGCGGCGGAAGUUUAUGUACAUUUUUGUACAAUUGUUUUCUUAAAUUGAAUAUCAUUGCAGUUGAAAUUGACAAAGCAAUGCUUAAAGUGGCAACUGACUAUUUUGGACUUACUCUUGACGCCAGAAUGAAGGUUGAAAUUGCUGAUGGAAUUCAGUUUAUUAAAGAAAACUCGGUCGCCGGGAAGAAAUUUAAAGCUGUGCUUUUCGACGUGGAUAGCAAAGACACAACAGUUGGGAUGAGUUGUCCACCUAAACAAUUUUUAGAAAUGCCGAUUAUCAAAUCAGUGUCAGAAUGUUUAACAAGCGACGGUAUUUUUAUACUUAAUCUAGUUAGCCGAGAUCAGAACAUUAAGAAGAAAGUGAAGAAUGAUCUGAUGUCUGUAUUUAAAUGUAUAGCAUGUUGUUCCAUUCAAGAUGCGGUAAAUGAAAUAAUUCUGUGUUCUAUAAGCGAAAACGAUAGUUCCGAAUGGAUAAACAAAUUAAAAGCAGCUGCCAUAACGUUAAAUAAACAAGUGACUGCGAGAAAAUUAUUAAGUAAUGCGGAUAUGUUCGAUUUGUCGUUUUUUAUGGAAAAUCUGUCUGUAAAUUCUUAAUUUAAAUAUUUACCACUAAUAGUUGCAAUGAAAUUCAUUAACUACUCAUGCGUUCCUUACUCGAUGAUAUAUCCCUGUGCGAUUUUUAUCAAAAUGUUGAAAGUAGAUUUUGAAAUUUCUUUUAUCAUCCGUCGAAACUUAUAUCGAAAAUAGAUCUAAAAAAAAAAGAUGAAGGAGCAUAUCUUAAUAUAAUAAAUAAUGUAUAAUAAAUAG
Molecule: messenger RNA, 2397 nt
Organism: Megalopta genalis
Lineage: Eukaryota; Metazoa; Arthropoda; Insecta; Hymenoptera; Halictidae
Product: eEF1A lysine and N-terminal methyltransferase homolog
Molecular function (GO): S-adenosylmethionine-dependent methyltransferase activity
Source: RefSeq, a predicted model, not a curated record